This is a messenger RNA of Amphiprion ocellaris (clown anemonefish), 1061 nucleotides long. RefSeq names its product low choriolytic enzyme-like. Gene Ontology annotation, biological process: proteolysis. Gene Ontology annotation, molecular function: zinc ion binding; metalloendopeptidase activity. Lineage: Eukaryota; Metazoa; Chordata; Actinopteri; Pomacentridae. The coding region runs from base 180 to 995 and encodes 271 amino acids. The record is from RefSeq and is a predicted model, not a curated record. The transcript has 8 exons.
CAGCUGUGUGUCUAAGACUGAGCCUCCUGAACCCACCAUUAAUCUCUGCACACAGACACACCUUGACAGCUUUCAUACAAAGCUUGGCCCCUGACCGGACUACAGCAGUAGCCCUCGGCGGGAUGAGGAAAGUCUCCGAAGUGGCGUCUUGAGCAUCAACACCUUCAAGCAACAAAAAAAUGGACCUUACAGCAACUGUUUCUGCUCUUCUGUUGCUGCUUCUGGGCCUCUGUAAUGCUCACCAAGGCAAUGAUCUCAGUGCAGACGAUGAGAUCUCGGCGGCUCAGUCUGCCAAAGAGGACAUCGGCACAGUUAUCCUCAGAAUGAACAAUCGAUCCAGAGAUUUCUUGCUCGAAGGAGACUUGGUAAUUCAAAAAACUAGGACAGCUAUGAAGUGCAGAAGUAAAGCGUAUUCCUGUCUGUGGCCAAAGUCUGCGAAUGGAAAUGUGGAAGUCCCUUACACUAUUAGUCCCAAAUAUGAUAACAGUGAGAGGAGUACGAUAAUACGAGCAAUGAAGGACUUUGAAACACGAACCUGUAUUCGCUUCGUUCCACGUAGAUCUGAGAGAGCGUACCUCAGCAUUCAAUCAAGAUACGGUUGUUCCUCACUGCUGGGUCGCAUUGGAGACAGGCAGAAAGUGUCGCUGCAGAAGUUCGGCUGCGUUGAUCACGGCAUCAUCCAGCACGAGCUGAUGCACGUUUUAGGAUUCUACCACGAACACACUCGCAGCGACCGCGACCAGUACGUCAGAAUCAACUGGAAAAACGUCCCACGAUAUUAUAAGGACAACUUCAAAACGCAGAACACAGAAAAUCUCAACAUUCCAUAUGACUACAACUCUGUAAUGCACUAUGGAAGAACUGCCUUUGGACCGUAUGGAGCAGACACUAUAAUUCCCUUCCCUGACCCGUCCGUCCCCAUCGGCCAGAGGGAGGGUCUGUCCAAAAUUGACAUUCUCAGGAUCAACACGCUCUACAAAUGUUACAGAAUAUAAUCGUUGCAUCAUUUCUUUGUAUGUAUUCAAUUAAAUUCUGUCAUGAAUACAUUUUCUUCUCUGUGU